AUGGCUGGACCAGUGUUAGACUCGGCGCCGCAGAGCCCUGCACUGAAAAGAAAAAGAGCCGAUGAAGCAGAUGGCAUCAGCAAUUCCAUAUCCACACCCAACACCAAAUUGACCACCGCGUCUCCAGAGCAAACCCCCUCUCAGGAACAACCUGUCACCAAAAAGAAGCGGGGAAGACCUCGCAAGACAAAACCAGAUGACGAGAAUCCUAUCCCAAAGAGCGAAACAACAGCGCAACCCCAGACCCCUGCACCCGAGCAACCCAAGCCAAAGCCCCGAUCCUCCAGGACGCCAAAAGCAAAGACAGAAGCCGAGAGCGCGGCACCCCAGCGCACGCCCUCUUCACCCUGGCCCGAACCCCUCAAGACGCUCUGCCAGACCCACCGCGCCUUGAAUCUGGUGUACACGUUCUGCUGCACGCGAAAGCAUUUCGCCACGACGUUCGAGAAUAUCCGGACUGCGGUGCAGGCUCAGCUGGGCGGGCGCCGCGAGCUGACGGUCGAAGAUAUCGCGCGGGUGAAGGUCCUUGUGCCGCGGGCUGUGAGGCUAGAGUAUGUGGACGAGGCUAAGCUGGAGGUGAUGACGGUUGGGGAGAAGGAGACGGCGAGGAACCAUGCGUAUGGGCUGUCGCGUGCGGAGGGGGAGGAAUGUGCCGAUGGGGGUAGCGGUGUUGAGGCGAAAGAUGUGCUGCUGUUUGAGUUCGUGGAUGGGGAUUUGAAGCGGGAGGUGAGGCAUCCGAAGACCGGGGAGCCGACGAAGCCGACGCGAAAGAUGAAGGAUGAGGACUUGAAGAUGCCGGUGUACAGCCAGAAGCAGAUGCUUGGGCUGAUUGAGAAGCGGAAUAAGAAGUUCUCCGACGCCAUUGAUGCGUUUCUGGUGCAGUGCGAGGAUGACGGCGCCGAGCCAGUGGAGAGGUUGGAACGGGAGAAGGAGGCAUGGAUUCCCACUCCUCCCUCUGCGGAUAAUAGCCCGCAAGCAGAGGCUAUUUCGAAACUACCCCGGGAGAUUCCCAAGGAGCGCAAAAGCAUGGCAGAAAUUAUCGAGGAGAUCCGGACAAUGGACUGGUAUUCCGCGCAGAUCGUCCCUGAAGGCCAUAGAGUGUUUGAUGCUCAGGCUCCUGUGUAUGGAGACUUGACCUUUCAACUUUCGCAGGAUCUUGUCAAUGCGUUGUAUAACACCAAGGGCAUCACGCAGUUCUACUCGCACCAGGCGGACGCGAUCAACUCCCUCUAUGCAGGCCGGAACGUCAUUGUCUCUACAUCUACAAGCUCGGGCAAGUCGUUGAUCUACCAGGUCCCCAUGCUCCACGAGCUGGAAAAAGAUCCCCACAGUCGCGGAAUGUAUAUUUUCCCUACGAAAGCCCUCGCACAGGAUCAGAAGCGUAGUAUGAAAGAGCUGUUGCAGUACAUUAAUGGCUUGCAGGAUGUCAUGGUGGAGACCUUCGACGGCGAUACCCCCAUGGAGAACCGUAACCUCAUCCGUGACGAGGCGCGCAUCAUAUUCACCAAUCCAGAUAUGUUGCAUAUCACGGUGUUACCACAGGAGAGUUCGUGGCGAACAUUUCUCAAGAACCUCAAGUUCGUCGUCGUCGACGAGUUACACGUCUACAACGGGUUGUUCGGAUCUCACGUUGCGUUCAUCAUGCGACGUCUUCGCCGAAUAUGUGCUGCAGUAGGCAACCGACAUGUCAAAUUCAUCUCUUGCUCCGCCACCGUGGCCAAUCCAGAGGCACACAUGAAGGCGAUCUUUGGCAUUGACGAGGUCAGGUUAAUUGACUUUGAUGGCUCUCCUUCGGGUCGGAAGGAAUUCAUCUGCUGGAACACCCCUUUCAAGGACCCCAACGACCCGACAUCUGGUCGCGGAGACACCGUUGCUGAAACGGCUCGUCUUUUCUGCCAGCUGAUACUCAGGGGAGCUCGCGUGAUCGCUUUCUGCAGGAUCAGAAAGCUAUGCGAAGUUCUCCUGCAAGCUGUUCGGAAUGAAUUUCAGAACCUCGAGAGGCCAGAGGUGGGCAAGCUCGUCAUGGGCUACCGAGGUGGUUACAGUCCCCAGGACCGACGACAGAUCGAGAAAGAAAUGUUCGACGGUCAUCUGAUGGGGAUUGUUGCGACGAAUGCUCUUGAGCUGGGCGUUGACAUCGGCUCCCUUGACGCUGUGGUCACUCUCGGCUUUCCCUACUCCAUCUCAAACCUGCGCCAGCAGAGUGGUCGUGCGGGACGACGCAACAAAGACUCUCUCUCCGUGUUGGUCGGUGACAGGUAUCCAGCCGAUCAGCAUUACAUGAAGAACCCAGAUGAACUCUUCACCAAGCCGAACUGUGAGCUCCAGAUUGACCUCGCCAACGAACUGAUACUCGAAGGGCAUAUCCAGUGUGCCGCAUUUGAGAUGCCCAUCCGGCCAGACGAGGAUUGUGUCUACUUUGGCAAGCAGCUGCUUGUGUUCGCAGCUACCCGACUGGUUAAAGACAGCUUUGGGUUCUACCAUUGCCACGAGCGAUUCCGACCCCAUCCCUCUCGAUGUGUCCCUAUCCGAGACACGGAGGACCAACACUUUGCGGUCAUCGACACCACAAACGCGCGCAACAUCGUUCUGGAGGAAGUCGAGGCCUCUCGCGCCUUCUUCACCAUCUACGAAGGCGGCAUCUUCCUGCACCAGGGACAGACGUACCUAGUCAAGGAGCUGAACACGGACCAACGGUUUGCCCGCGUGGUCCGGGUUCAUGUCGACUGGAGCACGAUGCAGCGCGAUUACACAGACAUUGAUCCGAUCGAGACGGAAAUGAUGCGCCAGAUCAACAUGGUCUCGGCGUCCCGCGCAUUCUACGGCUCGGUCCAGAUCCACGCCGUGGUGUAUGGUUUCUUCAAGAUCGACAAGCGCGGACGCGUGCUGGACGCCGUGGCCGUGGACAAUCCACCCAUCGACAUCUUCACCAAAGGCAUGUGGCUCGACGUUCCCAAACGAGCCCUCGAGAUCCUCGAUUCCAGACACCUCAACGUCGCCGCCGCCAUCCACGCUGCCGAGCACGCCGUCCUCUCCCUACUCCCCACCUUCGUCAUCUCCUCGCCGGGCGACGUCAGAACCGAAUGCAAAGUCGCGAAGAAGGAACUCGGCCGCAACCUGAAGCUCGCGAACGAGAUGCGCGAUCGGCAGACCGCAGAAGCCGCUCGCAAGCUCCAGCCCCCGGCCCGGCAGCGGCCCGCGCGGCUGACCUUCUACGACGCGAAAGGCGGAUCGUGCGGCUCCGGCAUCGCCAGCAAGGCGUUCGAGUUCAUCGAUGUACUCCUCCGCCGUGCGGUAUCGCGCAUCGAGGCAUGCCAGUGCGUCAUCCCGCAGGGGUGCAUCGAGUGCGUCGGCGACGAGCGCUGCCAGGAGAUGAACUCCGUCAUGAGCAAAGCGGGGGCGGGCGUCGUGCUGCGGUGUCUGCUCGGGUGGGAUGUAGACAUCGACUCCUUGCCCUGGGGCGAAGACGUCGUGGGUGAGGAUGGACUGGCGGAGCUGGCGGGCGGUCUGGAGACCGUUGUUCUAGCGACUGAGGUGCCCUGGCGGAGCAGAUGUCAAUCUCGCGAGAACCAAGUAAUUAUUAAUCAAUAA
Messenger RNA from Aspergillus clavatus NRRL 1, 3591 nucleotides. RefSeq names its product ATP-dependent 3'-5' DNA helicase. The coding region runs from base 1 to 3591 and encodes 1196 amino acids. Gene Ontology annotation, molecular function: nucleic acid binding; ATP binding. Lineage: Eukaryota; Fungi; Ascomycota; Eurotiomycetes; Eurotiales; Aspergillaceae. The record is from RefSeq and is a predicted model, not a curated record. The transcript has a single exon.